AUGAGCUCACAACCCUCUUUCGUCACCAUAAGGGGAAAGGCUAUCUCUCUAGAGACACAGACGGAGUCGCUCCUCUCCAAAUACUCCACGUUCGCGCAAACAACAAGCUCAGAGCAAACUGGACAAGAGAAGAAGAUAGACAAGCAAGUGGAGGAAAUCUUGGGCCAGAGACAGGACGUAAUCGAUUCGCUAACUCAGAUCUGCGAUGCGAACCCGGCAAUCUCUGCCUCAAAACUCUCGCAGCUGCAGCGUCACAAGGAGAUCUUACAAGACCACUGGAAGAGCUUCCGCAACAUCAGGUCCUCCAUCCAGCAAGAACGCAACAGGCUCAACCUGCUGUUCAGCGUGAAGAACGACAUCGCCAACUCCGCCACGGAUGCGCCAGCCCCCAUCGGCGACGCUGACGAGUACAUCCAAAACGAGACAAGGCGGAUCGACCAGUCCAACAACGUCGUCGACCGCCUUAUUUCCCAGGCCUGGGAGACCCGGUCGCAGUUCCACUCGCAGAGUAAUGUCUUGAACACCGCAAACAACAAGGUGCUGCAAACUCUGCAAAGAAUACCGGGCGUUAACCAGCUCAUUAUGAAGAUCAACACGAGGAGGAAGAAGAACGCGUUUGUAUUGGCUACGAUAACCACACUUUGUAUACUAUUUUUGUUUUUCACAUGGUAA
Messenger RNA from Saccharomyces kudriavzevii IFO 1802, 672 nucleotides. RefSeq names its product Gos1p (gene GOS1). Lineage: Eukaryota; Fungi; Ascomycota; Saccharomycetes; Saccharomycetales; Saccharomycetaceae. Gene Ontology annotation, biological process: endoplasmic reticulum to Golgi vesicle-mediated transport; vesicle fusion. Bases 1 to 672 code for a protein of 223 amino acids. Gene Ontology annotation, molecular function: SNAP receptor activity. The transcript has a single exon. The record is from RefSeq and is a predicted model, not a curated record. Gene Ontology annotation, cellular component: Golgi medial cisterna; cis-Golgi network; SNARE complex.